GGGCAUAUUUAUAUAUACACUUUCUGUGUAUAGCAAUGUAAUCUUAAUAACGAUUAGUUUCAAAAAGAUUUCGCCGAAGAAACACAAGACGAUGAAGGGUCUACUUAUUUGCAUUUUUACUAUAUUGUGCUUUGUUUCUGGAAGUAUUGGGAGAAAAGGAUUCGGUCCUGGAGAACAAGAAUGGGGCUAUGUUGAAGUACGUCCCGAUGCUCAUAUGUUUUGGUGGCUUUAUUAUACUACAGCAGACGUUAAAUCAUAUUACGAAAAACCGUUAAUAAUUUGGUUACAAGGUGGACCAGGCGGAUCAUCGACCGCAUAUGGAAAUUUUGAAGAACUAGGAUCCCUUGAUGUGAAUUUAAAACCAAGGAAUUACACUUGGGUCAAAAAUUACAAUGUACUCUUUAUCGAUAAUCCUGUUGGCACUGGCUUCAGUUACGUUAAUAGUUCAUCAGCAUUCGCGACGACAAACACUGAGAUCGCGUGUGAUCUUUUAGAAUGUAUUCGAGGAUUUUACGAUAAAUUACCGAAAUUUAAGUCUGUCCCGACGUAUAUCAUCACUGAAUCGUAUGGUGGAAAAAUGGGUGCGGAAUUUGCGUUUAUCUGGGCUCAAGCCCAAAAAACUGGCAAUAUCGAAAGUAAUUUACAAGGCGUUGCACUUGGAGAUGCUUGGAUUUCUCCUAUCGAUUGUGUCAUGACAUGGGCGCAAUUUCUACUAAACAUGGGUAUGAUUGAUACGCAUGAUUUUAAAGACAUUGACACUGCAGCAAAAAAGACAAAAGAAAUAAUUAAAAUGGGCGAAUGGAAAAUGGCAACUAAACAUUGUGGUAUCACUCAACAAAUAAUUUUAAAUACAACUUACAAUAUUGACUUUUACAAUAUUUUGGAAAAAAGACAAUUUAUAUCCUAUGAUAUAUCACUAUAUCCUAUGUGGUCCUUUGUUGCUGACUUAUUUAUAUAUGGACCUUUUAUUCCACAUCAGAAAAAUUUACUUGAUAAUUUAAUGAAUGGCUCAGUAAAAAAAACGCUCGAUCUUAAAGUCAGGCAUGGCCACCAAAGUGUAGAAGUUAUCAACUAUUUAAAAGAAGAUUUUAUGAAGCCUGUUACCAAUAUAAUGGAACUAUUACUUAAUGAAACCAACUUGAAAGUAUUUGUAUACAAUGGUAACUUGGACUUAGUUGUCACCACAUUAAGUACUCUGCUUUGGAUCGAAAAACUAAAAUGGAAAGAAGCUGAUGCCUGGAAAUAUUCGAUUAGGGAACCGAUCGUUAAUAAAGAUAAUGUCGUCAAGGGCUAUGUCAAAGCUAGAGGUAACUUCGCAAUGUAUUGGGUCAAUAGAGCCGGACAUAUGGUUCCAAAGAAUAAUCCAGCAGUUAUGGAGCUAAUACUACAGGCUCUAACAAGCUACACAAAGGAGUGAAGAAAAGCAGAAACUUUUGAAUUUGUAAAAAACUAUGCAUCAAAUACGUUAUUUAUUGACGAUAUACUUAAGUUAUUGAAAUUGUAUACUUUUUUAUUUUUAAGAGGAAGAAGUAAAUAAUCAAAAUAAUCAUAAAUAUUAAAUUGUUCGAAAAUAAUUCUGUAGUCAUCAUAUAUUAA
This is a messenger RNA of Nylanderia fulva, 1596 nucleotides long. Its product is annotated as retinoid-inducible serine carboxypeptidase-like. Gene Ontology annotation, molecular function: serine-type carboxypeptidase activity. The record is from RefSeq and is a predicted model, not a curated record. NCBI's taxonomy places the organism in Eukaryota, Metazoa, Arthropoda, Insecta, Hymenoptera, Formicidae. Gene Ontology annotation, biological process: proteolysis.